AUGAUUGGUGGGAUGCAGUCCUACGACCACUACACCAGCUGCACCUACUACAACAACCACAACUGCAGCACCUUCUACGACAGCCACUGCAGCUCCGACUACAACAACUGUAGCUCCAAUGACCACGACAGCUUCAGCACCUACUUCGACAACCACUGCAGCAUCUACUACAACAACUGUUUCUCCUACGACAACCACAAUCGCAGCUCCUACUACAACUUUAGAUACUGCAACCACUACAACAGAUCACCUACUACGACAACUACAACCGAAGCUGCUACGACAACCACAACUUCAGCGCCUACUACGACUACUACAACACCUACUACGACAACUACAACACCUACUACGACAACCACAACACCUACUACGACAACCACAACUGUAGCUCCUACGACAACCACAACUUCAGCUCCAACGACAACAACUGUAGCUCCUACGACAACCACACCUUCAGCUCCAACGACAACAACUGUAGCUCCUACGACCACCACAACUGCAGCACCUACAACAACCACUGCAGCUCCUACGACCACAACUACACCACCUACUUCAACAACCGCUGCAGCAUCUGCUAAAAUAACUACAACUGCCGCUCCUACAACAAAAUCUGUAGCUCCUAUAACCACUACAACUGCAGCACCCACUUCAACAACUACAACUGAAGCUCCUACGACAACCACAACUUCAGCGCCUACUACGACAACUACAACACCUACUACGACAACUACAACACUUACUACGACAACCACAACUGUAGCUUCUACGACAACCACAACUGCUGCUCCAACAACAACAACUGUAGCUCCUACGACCACUACAACUGCAGCACCUACUAUGACAACUACACACAAAUACUACGACAUCCACAACACAUACUACGACAACCACAACUGUAGCUCCUACGACAACCAAAACUGCAGCUCCAACUACAACAACUGUAGCUCCUACGACCACAACUACACCACCUACUUCAACAACCGCUGCACUUCUACAACGACUACUAAAAAUCCUACUACCACUACAACUGCAGGAACUACUACGACAUCCACAACACCUACUACGACAUCCACAACUGCAGCUCCUACGACAACCACAACUGCAGCUCCAACUACAACAACUGUAGCUCCUACGACCACCACAACUGCAGCACCUACAACUACAACUGUUGCUCCUACGACAACAUCUGUAGCUCCUACGACCACUACAACUGCAGCACCUACUUCAACAACCACUGCAGCUCUUACAACCACUACACCAGCAGCACCUACUAUGACAACUACAACUGCAGUUCCUACAACAACAACAACUGAAGCUCCUACGACAACAACCACUGCAGCUCCUACUUCAACAACCAUUGCAGCUCCUACUUCAACAAACACUGCAGCUCCUACUUCAACAACCACUGCAGCUCCUACUUCAACAACCACUGCAGCUCAUACAACCACUACAACAGCAGCACCUACUAAAACAAAUACAAAUGCAGCUCCUAUGACAACCACAACUGCAGCUCCCAUUACAACACCACAUACUACGACAACUACAACUGAAGCUGCUACGACAACCACAACUGCAGCACCUACUACGACAACUACAACACCUACUACGACAACUACAACACCUACUACGACAACCACUACCACAACCACAACUGUAGCUCCUACGACCACUACAACUGCAGCACCUACUUCAACAACCACUGCAGCUCCUACGACAUCCACAACUGUAACUCCUACGACAACCACAGCUGCAGCUCCAACUACAACAACUGUAGCUCCUACGACCACCACAACUGCAGCACCUACAACAACAACUGUAGCUCCUACGACCACAACUACACCACCUACUUCGACAAACGCUGCAGCAUCUGCUAAAAUUACUACAACUGACGCUCCUACAACAUCAUAUGUAGCUCCUAUAACCACUAAAACUGCAGCACCUACUUCAACAACUACAACUGAAGCUCCUACAAUAACCACAACUGCAGCACCUACUACGACAACUACAACCGAAGCUGCUAUGACAACCACAACUUCAGCGCCUACUACAACAACUACAACACCUACUACGACAACUACAACACAUACUACGACAACCACAACACCUACUACGACAACCACAACUAUAGCUCCUACGACAACCACAACUGCUGCUCCAACGACAACAACUGUAGCUCCUACGACAACCACAACUGCUGCUCCAACGACAACAACUGUAGCUCCUACGAUCACUACAACCGCAGCACCUACUUCAACAACCACUGCAGCUCUUACAACUACGACGACAACUCUCUAUCCUACUACCACUACAACUGCAGCAACUACUACGACAUCCACAACACCUACUACGACAUCCACAACUGUAACUCCUACGACAACCACAACUGCUGCUCCAACGACAACAACUGUAGCUCCUACGACAACCACAGCUGCAGCUCCAACUACACCAACUACAUCUGUAGCUCCUACGACCACUACAACUGCAGAACCUACUUCAACAACCACUGCAUCUCCUACUUCAACAACCACUGCAGCUCCUAUAACCACUACAACAGAAGCACCAACUACGACCACUACAAAUGCAGCUCCUACGACAACCACAACUGAUACUCCUACUACAACUUUAGAUACUACGACCACUACAACAGCAGCACCUACAACGACAACUGUAGCUCCUACGACAACCACAACAGCAGCACCUACAAAAACAAUUGUAGCUUCUACGACAACAAAUUUAUCCCCAACCACUACAACGUCAGCAGCUACUGCGAAAAUCACUUCAACUCCUACUACAACAACUGUAGCUCUUACAACCACUACGACUGCAGCACAUACUACAACUACAACUAAAGCUCCUACGAUAACCACAACUGCAGCACCUACUACGACAACUACAACUGUAGCACCUACAACGACAACUGUAGCUCCUACGACCACUACAACUACACCAUCUACUUCGACAAUCGCUGCUAAAGCUGCUAUAAUAACUACAACUGAAGCUCCAACGACAACAUCUGUAGCUCCUAUGACCACUACAACUGCAACACCUACUUCAACAACCACUGCGGCACCUGUUACGACAAUUACAACCGAAGCUCCUACAACAACCACAACUGCAGCACCAACUACAACUGCAGCACCUACUACGGCAACCGCAGGAUGCCAACCACAGGGACGAUCCGGAGCGGACCGGUUGCCUUCGCUGAGGCGCAGAAACCUGACGAACCGGCUGAGGAGUAAGAGCCUGAUGAGCCGGCUGAGACCUCCCUGGUUGCCUCGGCUGAGGCACGGAACCUGUUCAUCCAGCAUAGGCAUGGGAGCCUACAAACCGUCUGAGGCAUCCCAGGUAGCUCCGCUCCGCUCCAACACCCAGACCCGACGUCACCCCCAACACAAACACUAA
This is a messenger RNA of Salvelinus namaycush (lake trout), 3402 nucleotides long. Its product is annotated as mucin-5AC-like. The coding region runs from base 1 to 3402 and encodes 1133 amino acids. The record is from RefSeq and is a predicted model, not a curated record. The transcript has 11 exons. NCBI's taxonomy places the organism in Eukaryota, Metazoa, Chordata, Actinopteri, Salmoniformes, Salmonidae.